AUGUUCAUGGUCAUUUCGGGUGCCAUCAAUGUCGUCACUGAUAUUGUCUUGUUGAUCUUCCCAUUGCCUUUGAUAUGGGUGAUCAAAUUCAACAAGAGACAAAGGACGGCUCUAGCAGUCAUUCUCUCUAUCGGCGUCAUCCCGGUCAUAGCCAGCACCAUGCGCCUUUGCGAGAUUGUCAUGUCGGACAGUCCCAUCAGACCAGGAAGUACAUGGCAAGAAGUCGAUUUCAGCUGGGGCUGGUCUUGGGUUCCAGUAUGGUCCCAAAUCGAGGUUGACAUUGGCAUUCUGGCCGCCUCUCUUCCCUCACUGUCCCCUUUACUCAAACAUGUUUUCCACUGUCCCGCUCGAGCCACCACACCUUCCGAGGUACCCACUCUACCAGGAUACCGCGGGAGUUGGGGAGAAAAGAACCUGGUCAGCAUGGACGACGAGGACGAUAUCGAGAAAUCGCCAUGGGACUUUGCAUUACCCGAAGAGAAGAAUGGCGCAUUCGAUUUCGAUGUGGAGAGGAGAUUGACCGUUACGGAGAUUGAAAUGGGAAAGGCUAUGGAUAUGGGGAAUAGUUACUUCGAUGAUACCGCGUCGGAGGUCGAGGAGAGAGAAUCGGCAGUUCUCAUCUCAUGUUAG
Messenger RNA from Alternaria viburni, 630 nucleotides. RefSeq lists its product as uncharacterized. The record is from RefSeq and is a predicted model, not a curated record. The transcript is spliced from 4 exons. Bases 1 to 630 code for a protein of 209 amino acids. Lineage: Eukaryota; Fungi; Ascomycota; Dothideomycetes; Pleosporales; Pleosporaceae.